UAGUUUAUUACAGAUCUGGUUCCUGGUUCAAAAUAUGUGAUAUUUUGGGUCUGUAUAAUUCAUCAAAACCAGAUUAAAUCAUGACAGACGAAACAAAUAGAAAGGUUGAAUUAUCCAAGGAUGUUUUAGCUCCUUCUGACGGACCAAGAGAAGAGCUGAUAUCAACAGCAAUAAAGUUUUUACAGAACCCUAAAGUUCAACAAAGUCCUGUGUCACAAAGGAAAGCUUUCUUAGAGAGAAAAGGCCUCACAAAAGAAGAGAUAGAAAUUGCUGUAGAAAGAUCAGGUGUACCCCCAGAUAAACCUACCCAAGUAUACCCACCCCAGCCUCCUGGAAUACAGGCACCAAUACCUGGAGCAGUGGUACCCUACCAACAGUCAGCGCCCCCUGUUGGUACAUUAGUAAAGAUAAGAGAUGUGUUACACACAAUAGCUUUAAUAGGAGGCUUAAGUUAUGCUGCCUAUAAAUUUUUCAAGGAAUAUUUACUGCCAUGGAUUUUAGGUAAACCAAAGACAGAAGACAGAUUAGAUAAAAUUGAGAGCAUGGUGAUAGAGCUUCAAAAAAACAUUGUGGAGACUUUGUCAAAGAUUCAACUAACCUUGACCUCCAUGCAGGAAACAAUGUCAACCAAUCAGGAGAAAGUACAGGCAAUAUCACAUGAAGUCUACUCACAAAGGUCUUCCACAGCCAUGAGUAAUAUCAACGAGUCACAGUUUGCCACAGAAAUGAAGUCAGAGCUGCAGACUGUAAAAGGAUUAUUAUUAAACAGACGACAGUUCCCACCAACACCAUCCUCAUCAUCACUGCCAGCAUGGCAACUCAGUCAGACUUCUAGUCCUACCAGCAAAUCAAACAUGGUCAAACCUAGUGGGGAUGCCACAACAAAGUCAGAACCUAGCCAUGAUGCCACAAUAACAUCAGAACCUAGCGGGGAUGCCACAUUAGUGUCAGAUGAAGCAAACUUAAAUCAGAAUAAAGAUGAUAGAACAAAUGGAGAAAAUAUUGAUGAAGUAAAAGUGAAUUUCAGCAUUGAAGAAACUACAAAUGUUGAAAUGUCAGAAAGUUCUCAACCAAUCAAAACAGACGUGAGUGAUAUUCUGAACCAAUCAGAGGACAACAUUUUACAAAUAAAAUCAAAGGAGGAAAAUGACAACGAAGAGGUUGAUUAAACCAGAUUUAUUUAGAAAAAGAAUGAAUAGUUUAAAAAAGAGAAAAUUUAGCAGAAAUUUUGUAUAUUUGAAUUUUUGUUAUUUUUCCUCUUAUUGAACAAACCUAAAAGAAAAAAGAUUGAUUCCUAUGAGAAUUUUAUUUAAAUUUUUAUUUAAACUUUUAUCUUGUUUUUCAUCUCCCCAUUCAACAUUCUUGUUAAUAAUGUCUGUAUAUUACAGAAGGUUGUGUCCCAACAAUUCAUUAAUCCCAUCACAAGCAAAGGUCUCUUAAUUUAACUUGUUAAUGUUUCCAUUGCCUCUAUCAAAUCUUUCAAUGUUUUAAUAUUAAAGAUGAGCUGCAUCAAAUUGAAAUCUACCUUAUGCAAAGAUAGAGUUUUCACUGCCCUCAGGCUUUUUUGCUUUUAUAUUUUAUUUCAAGAACCCCAACUGUUUAACUACAGACAGCUGACAUAGAUUGAUUCGUUUUAAAAGAGAAAAAUAGAAAUAAGCUAGACUAUAAUAAUGUUUAUUAUACUUCACGUUAAAAUGCCAUAUUUUGAUUGGCUAAGACGAGGGUGUCAAUUUACUCUAUCACAUGGUUGAGCGGGUGACAAUUUUUUUUAAUGUUACCCUCUCGUUUAGACCAAUCAGAAAUCGAUAGUUCAUAGAACAAUGAAUUGAAUUUACAUCAAGGAAUUAAAUACAAUGCUUAAGUUCUACGUUUUGGCUCAGAUUUUAUUAUCGACUGUUAAAAUAAAUAAAAUAAAACAUCUUGCUUGACUUUUUUUUCUUUUUCUAAUGACCGUAACGAUGUUAUGAACGUGACAUCAUACAAAAUAUUUUGAAAUAAAAGUAAUCUGUAAAAGCCAAUAAUGACAGGACAUUCAGUAUAAUAAAUUAAAUAACACAUAGCUGAGAGGGUGAUAGAGCAGAUUGGAACCCCUUGAAAAGGCAUUGUCAACCUUGGCUUCGCCGCGGUUGACAAUGUUUUCUCGGGGUACCAACCUGCUCUAUCACCCUCUCAGCUAUGUGUUAUUUAUAUAGUAUUGCAUUUUACUUUAUUAUUGAUUAAUGGCUGGUAGAUUCACUGAAUAUCUAUUAGGAAUAACUUUUACCUGUAUGUCAACCUUUCUAGCAUUUGAAAAUAUGUGUUCAUUGAUGUAUUGUUUGUUAUUUACAUGCAGAUAUCUGGGCAGAGGUAGUACCAAUCCAUACAAAAUUAUAUAUAGAAUAAAAAAUUCUAAAAUGCACAUAUAUGUCAGAUUUCACUUUCAAUUAGAGCAGAUUUUCUUCUGCCAAGAUAUUCCAAUGUUUGUAUCAUAUAGGUAUCUGAACUAUGUAUUGUCAUUUGAAUGCCUCAAGUGUUUAUGUAUUAAGCAGAAUUAUAUUGAGAAAGAAAACCUAUUUGUAGCUUAUUGAGUCAUUGAAAAUUCAAUAUUGAUGCAAAAUAAAUAUUUAUAUUUGAA
Messenger RNA from Mytilus trossulus (common blue mussel), 2614 nucleotides. Its product is annotated as peroxisomal membrane protein PEX14-like. The coding region runs from base 81 to 1169 and encodes 362 amino acids. Gene Ontology annotation, biological process: protein import into peroxisome matrix, docking. Gene Ontology annotation, molecular function: signaling receptor binding. The record is from RefSeq and is a predicted model, not a curated record. Gene Ontology annotation, cellular component: peroxisomal membrane; peroxisomal importomer complex. NCBI's taxonomy places the organism in Eukaryota, Metazoa, Mollusca, Bivalvia, Mytilida, Mytilidae. The transcript is spliced from 9 exons.